Molecule: messenger RNA, 1893 nt
Organism: Colias croceus (clouded yellow)
Lineage: Eukaryota; Metazoa; Arthropoda; Insecta; Lepidoptera; Pieridae
Product: large neutral amino acids transporter small subunit 1
Exons: 13
Coding region: 383-1846 (487 amino acids)
Biological process (GO): amino acid transmembrane transport
Cellular component (GO): membrane
Molecular function (GO): L-amino acid transmembrane transporter activity
Source: RefSeq, a predicted model, not a curated record
CUGCAAUAAAAUUUCCAUGUUCAUUUCAAUUAGUGUUUAAUACAUACACCGAUACCUAUACCGAUAGACAUUAAGCAUGCAAGGGUCCAAGUCAAAUGAAAAAAAAACAUUGUUCUAAAAAUAACUUACAACCCAUCUCACGUAAACCACCCCAAUUCAUCCCUCAUUCGAAAAUCUCGUUCAAUACGUGCGAAGUCUGCAUCUCUCUAUUGCUCUCAUACAGAGCUAAUAUUCCCUCUCUCUUUGAAUUGGCGCACGGCAGUCUCGCGGUCCGUGUUGGCGGGCUUAGUCGCCCCAUUUUAAAAAGGCGGGAAAAAUCAGUGUAGUGUCUAAAAAAAUUAUAUCAUAGUAAAUUGAAGAAAAUCGAUUGAUAACCACGAAAAUGUCACCCAAAGCGAAAUCCGGUGAGGAAGAGUGCGAUACAGAUGCUCUUAAAUCUGACAAUGAGCAAGAUGACAAGGGCGGUGCGUUGGAAGCGAAGAUGUCCUUGCUAAAUGGCAUCACAGUGAUCGUUGGUUCGAUUAUUGGGAGUGGUAUCUUUGUGUCACCAUCUGGUGUCUUGAGAUAUACGGGAUCUGUGAAUGCUAGUUUGCUAGUGUGGAUCAUAUCUGGAGUUUUUAGUAUGGUAGGCGCCUACUGCUACGCUGAACUCGGCACCAUGAUUCGUCUCAGCGGCGCUGACUACGCAUAUAUCAUGGAGACGUUUGGUCCAUUCGCAGCUUUCAUCCGGCUUUGGAUUGAGUGUAUGAUCGUGCGACCGUGUUCUCAGGCAAUAGUAGCGCUGACUUUCAGUGUGUAUGUACUGAAGCCGAUAUUCCCGGAAUGCGACCCGCCACAAGAGGCCACGAGGCUGCUCGCUGCUUGCUGUAUAUUACUUCUAACGUUCGUCAACUGCUGGUCAGUACGAGCGGCGACGCGCGUACAAGACUGGUUCACUUACGCUAAACUCCUGGCUUUGUUCAUCAUUAUUGCCGCGGGGAUAUAUCAACUUUGUUUGGGACACACGGAAAACUUCUCGUUCGAAGGAACUACAGACGAUGUGACGUCCAUCGCUUUGUCCUUCUACUCCGGUCUUUUCGCGUAUAACGGAUGGAACUACCUAAACUUCAUAAUCGAAGAACUAAAGGACCCAGUUCGCAAUUUGCCCCGCGCCAUCGCUAUUUCUUGUACAUUAGUUACAAUAGUGUAUACUUUCACUAAUGUGGCGUUUUAUACUACACUGUCGCCGACUGAGGUAUUAAACUCAGCGGCAGUAGCAGUGACAUUCGCUGAACGACUGUUCGGUUGGUUUGCACUCGCGAUACCAAUGUUCGUGGCUGCGUCCACUUUUGGCGCUGUUAAUGGAGUGCUGCUUACGUCUUCCAGAUUAUUCUACGCGGGCGCUGCGCAAGGCCAAAUGCCGGGCAUGCUCACGAUGGUGUCGUCCCGCGCCACGCCCGCGCCCGCCGUGCUCGCCGUCGCGCUGCUCUCGCUGCUCUACCUCACCGUGUCCGAUAUACAGGCGCUCAUCAACUACGUGGGCUUCGCGACUUGGCUAAGUAUCGGAGCAGCUGUAUUAUGCCUACCAGUGCUACGCUACACUCAACCAAAUUUGGAGCGGCCCAUCAAAGUGAAUUUGUUCUUCCCAGUAUUAUACAUAAUAUGCACAAUACUGGUGGUAGCCGUACCCGCGGUCGCGUCUCCCGCUGAGACCGGCGUCGGUUGUCUGAUGAUACUCACCGCUGUACCCGUGUACUUGCUGUUGUUGGAGCCACGCACGAGGCUCAAUGGACUGGGGUAUCUCACUGAGGCCGCCACUUGCUUAAUGCAAAAAUUGACUCUCUCAGUACGACCAAAGAUGAAGUAAACGACCAAAGCUGACAUAUCCGGACAUUGCACACAUCUCAAUAUUUA